Molecule: messenger RNA, 3698 nt
Organism: Dermacentor albipictus
Lineage: Eukaryota; Metazoa; Arthropoda; Arachnida; Ixodida; Ixodidae
Product: Krueppel-like factor 3
Biological process (GO): regulation of transcription by RNA polymerase II
Molecular function (GO): DNA-binding transcription factor activity, RNA polymerase II-specific; RNA polymerase II cis-regulatory region sequence-specific DNA binding
Source: RefSeq, a predicted model, not a curated record
UGCCUGAAGGGCCGGCGAAGGUCGUCGUCGCCUGUGCUCGUCGUCGUGGUGGUGCGUGUGUGAGUGCCUUGGAUUACGCUGCCCGCGCCGACCGUGCCCGUGCGGUUCUGCGCGCGCUGAUCGGCGCCUCUGUAUGGUUCGGCGGGACUCCCCCACGCUGCCUGGUCGAGCAGGGACCCCCGGCCUGGCGCCCGAGUCAGCGUUCGCCAUGAGCUCCAAGGAGGCGGCGUGCGCUCCGAUCCAGCUGGAGCCGGUGGACCUCUCGCUGAACAGCCGGAGCAGGUCGUCGGCGGCCUCCUCCGGCCGGGGGCUGCCGCUGGACGAGCAGCCAACGCCGCCUUCGUCGCCGCCUUCCUCGCCACCGUCGCCGGACCUCAACAAUGAUCUGGCACUGGCCCUGUACACCUCGGCGGCGGCGGCGCGGAGGUUGGAGGCCCCCAGCGACCUGCCCCGAACGUCACCUACGUUGGCCGGCAGCCUACCGGAGGAGAUCCUGGCUUGCCGGACGGGCGCCAUCCUGCAAAGCAUCAAGGAGGCAUCCCUAGCGCUGCAGCAGCAGCAGCCGCCGUCGCAGGCACUGAGCAAUGGCGCGGUGUCAUCGAGGCUGUGCUGGCCGCCGUCGUCCGCCGCGGUUGCCGCGGACUCGGACUCGCUGCGGCGCCGCAAGGUGCACAAGUGCGACUUCGAGGGCUGCCAGAAGGUCUACACCAAGAGCUCCCACCUCAAGGCGCACAAGCGCACGCACACAGGCGAGAAGCCGUACACGUGCACGUGGGAGGGCUGCACGUGGAAGUUCGCGCGGUCGGACGAGCUGACGCGCCACUUCCGCAAGCACACGGGCCAGAAGCCGUUCAAGUGCCAGCUGUGCCAGCGCUCCUUCUCGCGCUCCGACCACCUGUCGCUGCACAUGAAGCGGCACUGACCCUCCAUCAGAACUCGCCGGCUCCAGCGGAGGCCGUUGUCGCCACUUGCUCAACUUCCCUGGCGCCCCGACCCGCUGCUGCCGGCAGCGCCCCCUACCUCCGCAGCCGAGAGAAGAGAGCCGUUCCUAAUAUAUAUGUCCACACCAGACACACAAGCAUAUGUAUAUUACACAUGAUAGGAGAAAGAGAAGAAGAAGACGCCGUUGAGCGCGGCCUCAGUGGGCGGCGGAGACCGCCUCCGCGGACGUUUGACGGACCUCUACUUCUUUUUUUAACGGAUGUUUAUGCCCCCACGCCUGUGGUCAGUGUGCUCAAAGGGACGCCCCGGUGCCCAGACAGUGCGCGUGUGUGUGUGUGCCCGCCAACUGAACUCUGCUGUGCGCGUGAACCGCCUCGGCCAUCAUCGAGCGAUGCAUGCGCACCACACACAUACACACACACACACACUUUUCUGUACACACACAUACACUUCUUACGCCUGCGUUGCCGGCUCGACAAAACCGCCCGGUGCUGACACGCAGCCUUCUUUUCGUACAGUCACGGUUUUCGUUCGCUCCCCUUUGUUCUUUGUCGGGUGGAUGUGUGUGACGCUGUCCGAGGUAUUCCGCGUGGUGAAAUCGAGCGGUUCUGUAAGGCUGGCCUUGCUCGCAGUGACGCGAACGUCGUUUUGGUACCUGUCCGUUUGCAUUCGCGCUGUGACCAAGCGGAGGCGCCCACUGUUUGUGGAACGGUUGUACCGCUGCGGUGUGCUAAAAUAUGGCCUUGAUUCGUGCUCGUCGGCGGGGAAUGCGAGAUGGUAGCAGAGCUGCAGCGUACGACGAAAAUAUGGGCCGGCGGCCGCAUAGCGCUCCUCGGAGUCUUUAGGCCCUCGUCCGUUUCCCCUUCAAACACUACAGGGUGCUCUAGCAUGCCGCUGCUGCUGCACUACUGUUACUGCUACCGUCUGGGCCACCUGCCAGCUUCGCACGUGCUAGCUAAGCCACGCCGUGUGUGUUUGCGACGUGGCUUAAUUAGCAGGUGCAAAGCUGACAGGCGGCCUAGGUGAGCUGCGGCAUGCUAAAACUUCCUAUUGUUACGAAACAUUUAAAGAGUGCACCGCCGUCUUGCUGCAACCUUUAAAAAGGGUGCAGCAAGACACCGUGGUGAGCGCCGUCAUUUUCCGUUGAAUAUUCUUGUUGCUGGCGCCUGUUCGCGUUUGUUCUUCGUGUCACUGCCGUGUGGAAGAAAGCCGCCCUACGCCGGCGAGCUGCGUUGAAGGCGAUUGAACGCGCAAUCAAAGCCUCGUGCUCGCUUAUAGUAGCGGCAGUACUUAGUCUCUGUGAUGCAUCCUCUGCGGCCCUGCGGUUCACCCGGUCCCGCCAGCAAGCGUCCGUCCAAUCAAGGCGCAGCCUUCCGUGCUUGCUGUACUCGCCACGUCCGUUGCGCAGGCUUCAGCUUGACGUUAAUGUCCGCCAGUAUUCGACUAACGCAGCCUGCUGUAGCCCUCUCUCUGUUCGAACUGUUCAAACUGGGGUCGCUGAGGAACCAGUGGCUGGCGCAGGGGCCUGGCUUGCGAGUUAGUACAGCGACGAAACUCGCUUGCCUUCGCAUUUCCCAUUGUUCCCCUGUGGGUAGAGCCUGGACCUUUGUAAGCUCGCGACGAGCUGUUAAAUGCUCACCUUUAGCUUUUGGUGCAAGCGGCCACCUGACGGUUACCCGACCGCGACCUUUUCUUGUUCGCUGUAUAGCUUUUUUGUGCUUGAAAAAUGGCGUGCAUUCCGUAUCGACAGCGCCACCUUUCUGUGACCGCGCGAAACGACCGUAGCCGUGCUAAUUUAGGGCGUCUGAUCUGUACUUUAGAGACAACGUGAGUGGCUGCUUUGAACCCGGAAGCUGUUGUGGCUAUUGAAGGUGCUGCGGAAAAAGAGAAAAAAAAAAAAUGGUUCUUAAAGUUCUUGUUAAUGCCAUUUGAAGACAGCUGAAGGGCAGUUGUUGAGACCGUAUAGGAAAUCGUUUCACGUUGUGCAGGCUUCCUUUUUCCAGCUUGCUUGCGCGACCACAAAUUCGUGCGAAGGCGUCUCGCGUGCCGAACCCUAUAGUAGUAGCACCGGGACCAGCUGACACACUAGACGCCUCGAAACCUGCCCCGUGGCCUCCGAAAUCCUCAGCGCGCGCUAGGCAUCUCUGAGGUGAUGCCUACCGACACGCAGUGCCGGCGCGAACGAUAUGGUGGCACCUUCAAAGACAACAGCUGCACAUUGACUCUCAACUUGGCUCCCGUGGAUUGUAUGGCGCGCGUACGGGCACUGGUAGAAAUUUGUUAAGUCCACUUGCCGCUGCGAUGCGAGAGCGCGCUUUGGCGGCACGUCGGUGCAUACGUCUCCCACCUUCCACAAGGUGGUCGCGGAAGUAGCCUGGAUCAUGCCACUUUCGCACGUGGUAUGAUCGAGAAAGUGAAUCUGGCAAUGGGGGGAGGGGCCAUCAUUAUUUUUCGAACCCGACCUACUCCGUUGCUUCUAGACCCACUAGGCUCCUGGACGUUUGCUGCCUUGGGCACAUCCAGUGAUCGAUGGUUGCCGUCUGAAGUCUAACGAAAAGUUCAGUCGCGUCGUCAGAUGUCUGCAGAGCCGAGCUAUACGCGUGAAAGAAGCAGCAGCAUGUGGUGUUAGCGUCGGUGACCGCCGUUAUAAAUUCAUUCUUCAAAAGCGUUUUCUCGCCACUCAUCAUGUCUCGCAAAGUCACGACAUUUCUCAUCCAAUUUGAGCCGCAUGCUUGUUCGUGAUGACAGCUCCAUAA